GCGCUCUGGCGGCGGCGGCGGCGGCGGCGGCGGCCGUCCUCAUCCCGGCGGCCCAGCGCUCGAGUGGACGCGGGGGCUUCGCAAAUGGCUUGUCCCGCGCUCGGUCUGGAAGCUCUUCAGCCCCUGCAGCCCGAGCCGCCCCCCGAGCCCGCCUUCUCCGAGGCGCAGAAGUGGAUCGAGCAAGUAACUGGCAGAAGUUUUGGUGACAAAGAUUUUCGGACUGGAUUAGAAAAUGGAAUCCUUCUCUGCGAGUUGCUGAAUGCUAUAAAGCCAGGACUUGUUAAAAAGAUCAAUAGAUUGCCUACCCCCAUUGCAGGAUUGGACAAUAUUAUCUUAUUCUUGAGAGGUUGUAAAGAGCUCGGCCUCAAAGAAUCUCAACUGUUUGACCCGAGUGACCUCCAGGAUACGUCCAACAGAGUAACGGUCAAGAGCCUCGAUUAUAGUCGGAAGCUGAGAAAUGUACUAGUGACCAUUUAUUGGCUGGGAAAGGCUGCAAAUAGCUAUGCAUCCUACAGCGGAACGACUCUGAACCUGAAGGAGUUUGAAGGCUUGUGGGCUCAGAUGAGAAAGGAGACUGAUGACAUUGAGAGUCCUAAGCGCAGCAUCCGAGACAGUGGUUACAUCGACUGCUGGGAUUCGGAGCGCAGCGACUCCCUCUCUCCUCCUCGGCACGGUCGCGAUGACUCCUUCGACAGCCUCGAUUCCUUCGGCUCCCGUUCCAGGCAGACACCUUCGCCAGAUGUAGUGCUCAGGGGAAGCAGCGAUGGGAGAGGAAGCGACUCUGAGUCCGACUUGCCACAUCGGAAGCUACCAGAUGUGAAGAAAGAUGACAUGUCUGCACGACGGACUUCCCAUGGUGAGCCAAAAUCAGCAGUGCCUUUUAACCAGUACCUCCCCAACAAGAGCAAUCAGACGGCCUACGUCCCCGCUCCUCUGAGAAAGAAGAAGGCGGAGCGGGAGGAGUACAGGAAGAGCUGGAGCACUGCCACCUCCCCGCUGGGUGGUGAGAGGCCCUUCAGCUAUCCUGAAACAAUAGAGGAAGAGGGAAGUGACAUGGGGUCUCUGGGUGAAGAGGACCCAAUUGGCCAGAUGGACGCAGGUGGAAAUCCUUCUGAUGCCGGGUUAGAAUUACCCGACGGCAGUGGUAAGGGGCAGCCUCCUUCAGAGGGGACUACGGUGACACCCACGGCCAGGUCAGAAGAAAAAGAUGCUGCUGAAGUUCAAAAGCGCAGAAGGCUAGAGCAAGCAGGAAUCAAGGUCAUGCCAGCAGCACAGCGCUUUGCCAGUCAAAAGCAAUUGAGAGAAGAGAAGGACGCCAUUUGUGAUAUUAUCCUUCGCAAAGAGAACCCUUUCCUGACCCAUCAGCAUGGCAAAGAUUCUGAGUCAGAAGACGAAGUUGCGUGUCGACUGCCCGAUCUUGUGAAAGAUGACUUUGCUGCGAGGAGAGCAAGGAUGAACCAACCCAAGCCAACGGUGCCACUGAAUCAGCUCCUCUAUGGGCCUUAUAGAAAGAAAGAGGCAGAGACAUCAGAUGGCAGCAAACCCUCCAAAGGAAACUCAGAAAAGAAAAGCCUAGAAUAUAAAAGAAACCAGGGCAAAGCAGAAGAGCUGAAGUCAGUAGCGACCUGUAUUACGAGGGCCCAGGAGAGUGAACCAGUGGAAGAGGGAGGGAAGAAGGUGCCAGAUCUUUACAAGGACGACCUGGCCCAGCGGAGAAUUCAGGGCUGCCUUGGCCCUCACCGCGAGGCCCCAAGCUUCAUCAUACCCUCCAAGAUAACAGAAGCUGACUUGAAGACGUGGGAGAGACUGCAAGUGUCAGGAAAGACGAGGGACGGAGAUUCUCAGCAAAUCUGUGCCCCCGAGCCUCUACCAGAAAUUAAAGCAGAAACCGCCAUCCGCGAUGACUUUGCCAGCCGCAAAGCCAGGGCCUAUAAGAAAGCUUCCGGCCCAAGGCAAAAAUUUGUGCACUUCGGGCCGGUGACAGAGAUAGACCAGCAGAAGUGGAAGCGGCUCAGCAUUGGCAAGGCGGGGCCCCGGGAGGAGGUAGGAGUCGCCGGCCACAGCAGCAGGCUGCCAGCACACCCCGCAUCCCCUGCCUCAGCCGCCGGCCCUGGACUAAAGGAAGACCCAGUGCUCACUCGGCAGGAUGACUGCAGAAUAGUGAAUUCUGGCCUAGAUGACUAUUGCCAAAGGGACUCGAGGCUGGCUCCUGUGCCGGAGUCUCAGGAAGAGUGGGCCAGCAGUGUGGGCGAGUGCCCCGGGAACACGGAGGAAGUUACAUCCAAACCGGUGCCACAGGGUGGCAAAGAAGAAAAUGAAGGAGUUGCUCCAAGAGCAUCUGCGAUGUUGCCCGAGGCAGAAUGCCCGGCGGAGAGCAGCCAGCCCCUUGCCUGUCCUCUGGCCUCUGAGCGGGAGCCGGCAGGGGCUGAAGAGAAGGCGGAGGAGUCAGCAGCGCCUGCCUGGAGUGCCAGUGGACCGAAAGGCCAAGGAAAGCUCUCUGAGUCACAGAAAGAUGACACAAUGGCCAGGACAACUGGGGAGUCCCUGAGUCACCCUGGAUCCAGCCCAAACCAGUGCCUUCCGGUUCCAUUUGCAAAGCAACAGGAGGUCGAGGAAUCCGCUGAGGAUCCACCCGUGAAGGAUCGGAGAUACGGUCCGAGAACUCCUGUGUCUGAUGACGCAGAGAGCACGAGUUUGUUUGACAUGCGGUGCGAGGAGGAGGCCGCCGUGCUGCCGCACAGCAGGGCCCGCCAGGAGCAGCUGCAACUGAUAAACAGCCAGCUGCGGGAAGAGGACGACAAAUGGCAAGACGACCUGGCUCGUUGGAAGAGUCGUAGGAGAAGUGCAUCACAAGACUUGAUCAAGAAAGAGGAGGAAAGAAAAAAAAUGGAGAAGUUACUGGCUGGAGAGGAUGGAACCAGUGAACGAAGGAAAAGCAUCAAGACCUACAGAGAAAUUGUUCAAGAAAAAGAGCGGAGAGAGAGAGAGCUGCACGAAGCAUAUAAGAACGCACGGUCGCAGGAGGAGGCCGACGGGAUCCUGCAGCAGUACAUCGAGAGGUUUACCAUCAGCGAGGCUGUUCUUGAACGCUUGGAGAUGCCAAAAAUUCUGGAAAGAAGCCAUUCAACAGAGCCAAACUUAUCCUCCUUCCUGAGCGACCCCAACCCCAUGAAAUACCUGCGGCAACAGUCACUGCCUCCGCCCAAGUUCACUGCCACUGUGGAAACCACCAUCGCGCGUGCCAGUGCCCCGGAUGCCAGCACGGCAGCAGGCAGUGGGUCCCCCAGCAAAACUGUGACCCCCAAAGCAGUGCCUAUGCUGACACCCAAGCCUUACUCCCAGCCCAAAAACUCUCAAGAGGUUCUCAAGACCUUUAAGGUAGAUGGGAAAGUCAGCAUGAACGGAGAGACAGCCCACGGAGAUGAGGAAGAGAAGGGAAGAGAGUGUCCCACAGUGACACCUGCUGUCUCCUUAACCACGUCCCAGAUGUUUGAAGGUGUGGCCAGAGUGCACGGGUCACCAGUGGAGCUCAAGCAAGACAACAACAGCGUUGAGAUCAACAUAAAGAAGCCAAAUCCUGUUCCCCAGGAAGCGACAGCCACCACGGAGGAAACAGAACUGAACAGCCACGAAGAUGAGAAUGAUGGCGGAGAACCAGGAAGUGAGAAUGUAGACCUUGCCGCAUCAGAGCCUCAGCACUUUACAUCCACCGUGACUCGCUGCAGCCCCACGGUGGCCCUGGUGGAGCUGCCCUCCAGCCCCUCGCCCGACGAGAGAGGCCAGAAGAGCUCAGAAAAUGAAAUGAGCGGGAAGGUGGAGCUGGUGCUGUCUCAGAAGGUGGUAAAGCCAAAGUCCCCAGAACCAGAAGCUACCCUGACAUUUCCAUUUCUGGACAAAAUGCAUGAAACCAGCCAACUACAUUUGCCAAAUCUCAAUUCUCAAGAGUUGCCUGGCACUGCCAGUGUUCCCCUUAGAGUUCAGAACUCUUGGCGACGGUCCCAGUUUUUCUCCCAGUCAGAUUCUCCAAGCAAUGAAAAGUCACCUGUAACUACACCUUUUAAGUUCUGGGCGUGGGACCCCGAAGAGGAGCGCAGACGACAGGAAAAAUGGCAACAGGAGCAGGAGCGUUUGCUCCAGGAGAGAUACCAGAAGGAGCAGGACAAGCUAAAAGAAGAGUGGGAAAAGGCCCAGAAGGAGGUGGAAGAGGAAGAACGCAGAUACUAUGAGGAGGAGCGUAAGAUAAUUGAAGAUACUGUGGUCCCGUUUACUAUUUCCUCAAGUUCUGCAGACCAGCUGUCUACAUCUUCCUCUGUGACUGAAGGCAGUGGGACAGUGAAAAAGAUGGACUUGGAAAACUGUCAAGAAGAAAAAGAAGAGAGAAGACAGAAGGAACCGUUCCAGGGAGAUGACAAUGACUUAUUGCAUAAGACUAGAGGAUGUGACCCACUGGAGGAGAAGGGCAGCAGCCUAAUGCCAGAGGCCCCGGCUCAUUCUGAGAAUCCCACAUCCAAAGGAAUCCAUCAAGACCAUCAGCUGGGAGCAGAGGCCGGAGCCCUCAGCUGUGGGAUGAAUCCACAGCUGUCUCAGGAUCCAUCCCAGCAUCAGCAGGUGUCAAACCCACCCACGCACAUUUCAGAAGAUGUGAAGCCAAAAUCCCUGCCACUGGAUAGAAACAUGAGCCAUCAGAUUGAGUCUCCCACGGAAAGGCGAAAGAAAAGUCCUCGAGGAAGCUUCCAGGCUGGGUCCUUCUCGCCCUGCUCUCCCACCCCGCCCGGCCAGUCACCCAGCAGGUCGAUCAGCGGGAAGAAGCUGUGCUCUUCCUGUGGGCUGGCCCUGGGGAAAGGAGCUGCGAUGAUCAUCGAGACCCUGAAUCUGUAUUUCCACAUCCAGUGUUUCAGGUGUGGAAUUUGUAAAGGACAGCUUGGAGAUGCCAUGAGCGGGACAGAUGUUAGAAUCCGAAAUAGUCUUCUAAACUGUAACGACUGCUACCUGCGAUCCAGAAGUGCUGGCCAGCCCACAACCUUGUGACGUGGUAUUCGAGCUUCCAGACCACUCGCCAUUUCUUUAUUGAGGGUGUCCCCUGGCAAUCUCUUAACAAAUUCCCAACUUCAGGGGCUUCUUAGCAUUCAUCUAAUUCCUGAAAGGCUCUUCUAAAAGGGUGGUAUCUGUUCUUUUGUAGCAAAGUGUUCUUUGUGUGUGUGUGUGUGUUCUUCCUGGUUUUAUUUUUUUUUCCUUCUUCUUUUUGCAUUUGCACAGUAUAUCCAAGAGAAUAUUGCAUUGUAAUGAUCCUGAAUAGUUUGAAAAGAGGUUUUAGCAUCAAACAGGUGACACAGGCUUACAGUUUAAAAUAUGCUAUUCUCUCCUCUGGGAAUUAGCAAAAACGAUGCAAUAAACCUGUUUUUGUUUUAGCAUUUCUAGGAGUUAAACACUUUAUGUUUACAGAAUUGAACCGCAGAAAGUGUGCGACAUGCCAAUUUGAGACGUGGUCUGCUAAGACAGGAGCAGAAGUGGAGUACAUUUCAGAAACUGCACGUCACAGCGAGCUCUGUCUCAGAGCUGUAACUUGUUUUUAAUGCAAAGAUGCUAGUCUGAUAAUAUAUACUGUAAUCCUGAAACAUUUGUGCUACUUACCUUUUGAGGUAGAAGUUAUACCAAUAAAUUAUUGCACUGUUAGUCUUAGAUUUUUGUGUACCUUAGAAGUUAUGUCAUUCAUAUAGGCUUGUCCAUCAGGUAAAGAGAACCCUUGCAAUAUCAGCUAGAUGUACACUCUGGGACAUUGCCCGAGGGUAGGAAGAAACCAGAGGGAAAUGUUUCUGUCUUCAUCUCCAAAGUCAUUGCCAAGAUCUGUGUGAGAGUUUAACCAUCAAAAGCGUGGUGGGUGAGUGAGAGCAUGAGGCCUGGCUGGCCGGCGUCUCUGCAGGCACUAGAUCGUCUUCAAUGAGACUGUCAGUACGAGGCAUGUGGACCAUGAGGCAUGGGGAAGGUCCAUCAGUAGGUGUGACACCGCUCUCACCCUUCUCUGCAAAUUCCGCGUGAAGCAAACCGAUCUCCAGAGGGAAAUAUUCAGUCCACCCGAGUAGAAUCCAGAUGGCAAAUGAUGUGAUAAGCCAGUGGUGUGUGAGCCGAAGAACCCACAGCUCAGACUGGGCCCUGCGCGCUCACGGAUACACACUGUCCUUCCUUCUCCCGCGGCCCGCCCUCACUAUCCGGAAUUCUGGACCUUGGCCGUGGAGAAGUCCAGAGAGGACCUCUUGUGGAGAAGCUGGUCUGUCUUCUGUCCUGUGUGACGUGCUUCCAUUGCACAAGAAAGGAAUCAAGUUCCCAAAGAGCUUCACAGUUGAGAUCCUCCAGGCUGGUUUCUUAAGACUGGGGAAAGGGGAACUAUUUAUUCUGCCUUAAAAUGAUGGCAAGUAAGUGAAGAUGUCACUUCAUGAAUGUAGACUGUGGAUACACUCCUAAUAGGUUGCUGUAGUCGUAAAAGGAGAUCAAGUAGAUGUUCUGUUAUGUAAGCAAUAAUUUGUUUUCUGUCUUAUCGAGUGUGGCUAGCAAUUAUUUAUUUCCAUGCUAGACAAUUCUUUGCAUGUGAGUUCCACAUAGGUGCGGGGAUUUCCUCAGCCACUGGAGGUAUACUGACCGUUUUGUCAUUUGGACAACCGUUAUUAGAUUGGGAUUUACACAUCAUUUCAUUAAAACUUGUGCCUUAGAAAAUGCAAAGCUGUUGCACACAGUCAGUGAUGAAUUAUGGAUGCAGUGCAUUGAAGAGAGAUGAAGUCACUUCCAAGUUCCCACGACUUCUCAUGGAGGUGUUUGCUGUUUUACAGGAAAAAAAAAUUCUAAAAAAAAAGAAAAAAUAUUAAAAAAGAAAAAAAAAGUUUUGGAAAUGUACAGAUUAAGUCUGAUAUUUUGAUUAACCACCUGCAUGUUUUAUUAAAUAUUUUGAUAACGUGGAUGUUUACACUUUGCAUGAUAGUAGCAGAGUAUUUCACCACCAACAAUGCACAAAACAUGUACAAUAUGGCCAUUCAUAACCGAUUUUUAUAGAAUACUUUUUACAUGUGGAACUCCAUCCGUUAUGUAAGGAUCACAUGAAUAUUGCACAUUCUCUUCUGGUUUCACAAGCCCAUUUAUACAUAUUUCUUAGUGAGACUCAUUGUACAUGUAUUGAAGCUAGAAUUGAGUCAAGAAAAAUAAAGCCCCAUUCUCCAACUGCAAAAUAUGCUUUCCCAUAAUGAACAGUAGUCACCAGCACAGAAUAAUAUCCAACAUUUUCUAAAUUCUAAUUGCCAACUGUUUCUAUUUCUAUUUGAUUUAUAUUUCAUUUGGAGUCUGUUACAUGGCAGCCUGGGCAGACUGGAUCUUACGUUUUCCAAAGAAGCAUAAUGACUAUGAUCUAUUUCUUCUCAAAUAAUCUUUGAGAUCCCAGGGAAAAAAAAUGUUCUGCUCUGCUGAGCUAUAAUGUGAAUGUGUUUCUUUAGAAGACAGAUGAGGCAAGUAAGUGAUUUAUUGUUCCUAAGGAAGUAUAUCUGAUUUUUUUUCUCAUACUCCAAAAGCUAGUCCCUUCUCUUUUUAAGGGAAAAAAAAAUGGGUAACUCUCUUUUUCGCUAGCAAACUUUCAUGAUAUUUCCUCAUGCUUUCUAUGUAGUGUUAGUAAUGCAAUACAUAUUCUAGUUAUCUAUACACCGUGUAAGAUUUAACAAACUGAAAUGAUCCAGCUCAGCUCAUACGUGAGGCCGUCCAAAAGAUGUUACUGCUCUGGGUGGGCCAGUGUUCUGUAUCAGUUACACUAACUUUCAUUGAAAAUAUUUAUUCUAAAAUGCCUCUGAGACACAGUAAAAAAAAAAUAAAAAAUAAAAAGUUGUCUAAAAAUGCAACAGCUUUUAUAGUAAAUGUACAUUUAUAAAUAAAAUACUCAAAUCAA
Molecule: messenger RNA, 7918 nt
Organism: Oryctolagus cuniculus (rabbit)
Lineage: Eukaryota; Metazoa; Chordata; Mammalia; Lagomorpha; Leporidae
Source: RefSeq, a predicted model, not a curated record